Messenger RNA from Leopardus geoffroyi (Geoffroy's cat), 701 nucleotides. Its product is annotated as translation initiation factor IF-2-like. The transcript is spliced from 2 exons. Bases 1 to 441 code for a protein of 146 amino acids. Lineage: Eukaryota; Metazoa; Chordata; Mammalia; Carnivora; Felidae. The record is from RefSeq and is a predicted model, not a curated record.
AUGGCGAGGAGUGUCCACUCUCCCGCCGCGACUCGUCCGCGGGAGCGCCGAGCCCGUCGCUCCCCUGGCGGCCCGGAGCGCUCCUCGGCCCCGGCCCCGCCGCGUCCGAGCCAGGCCGCCCCUCCUCGGCGCCGCGCCGCUGCCCGCGCGGGCCGCCUAGAGCUCCCGGGCCGCCCCGCGACCGGGGGCCUCUCUCGCGGGGCGCCCGGCUCCCCUCACCCGCUCCCGCCCCCUGGGCGGCCGUGGAGUCGCGGGGAGGGCGGGAAGGGCCUCCCGAGGAGAGCGGGCGGGCGCGAACGCGGGCUCCGCCACCCGAGCCGCUCCGUUACCGCAGCGGCGACGACGACCAGGGCCGUGUUGUUGCUGCCAACUUGUCGAAAGGACACUGAGCAUGCGCGCACGGAGACCACAUCCGGGAGGCAUGCAAGCAGGAAAUUUUGAAGACCACAGUGGCAAGGCAUUCCAGGGGACCUAAGCCACCACCUUUCCGGAGACUUCUUCAGGUGAAACAUCUCACUCAGUUCUUCCAUCCGUCUCUGCCCUGGGCUCUCGUUCCUUUUUGUUUUCUCUGAGGCUCACCUCCUGUGAAACAGAGCUUCCCCAGGGUAAGGAGAACAUAGAGCUUUUACCUUUUCAUCCCAGAGUUGAAGACCUAGCCAUCCCACUUCCAGCACCGCCCACUGAGGAAGAAAUAGAAUAAU